Molecule: messenger RNA, 504 nt
Organism: Penicillium subrubescens
Lineage: Eukaryota; Fungi; Ascomycota; Eurotiomycetes; Eurotiales; Aspergillaceae
Exons: 1
Coding region: 1-504 (167 amino acids)
Source: RefSeq, a predicted model, not a curated record
AUGCAGAGCCGAACUGUCUUUACAAAUCAAACACCCCUUCCCAGCACAGUCUCCGAAGAUGUCGUAUUACGAACACUUCGCGACCACGCCGCGAUGAUCGAGCAGAAUCCCCUAGUCAUCCACUAUGAACAAUGUGCUCCCCCGGAAGAUGCGCCCGCAGACGAAGCCAACGGAAUCUGGUAUGAGCUGACGGACCGGAUUUCAUAUCUUCCGUGGGGUCUGCUGCAAGGCAAGGUCCGAUAUCGAGGAUGUUUCCAUGAUACUCCACAAGGUCUCCGAACACAUAUUUAUGCGCCUAUGGGGGUCCAUAUUCGCAAUCAUUGGACGGUGCAGCGCAGGCGCAGGGAGACUUAUGCAGGCGAAGCUGAUCCGUCUGGUGAAUUGUAUUUGCAGGAGCAGAUUGAGCUUCGUUGUCCAUUCGGAACGACGAGUUUCGUGCGUCGGACGCUGUCACAGGCGCAUCGCGAGUUAGUGGCGCGACUGGGGGAGGCUGGGAGGGGUUGA